Messenger RNA from Oldenlandia corymbosa var. corymbosa, 797 nucleotides. NCBI's taxonomy places the organism in Eukaryota, Viridiplantae, Streptophyta, Magnoliopsida, Gentianales, Rubiaceae. The record is from the annotation of a GenBank genome assembly.
AAAAAGCACACAAACAGCUCUCCAUUAUGGAAAUUGGUAAGCCCUUUUCAAUUUCAUCAAUAACCAUUUCAUGGUUGCUCCUCUUACUAUUCUUGACAUUAAUCCAACCAUCAUUUUCAGCAAGAACAUUAUUAGCUAAUAAUGUACCACCCGACCAAACUGAUCAUGAUCGUGCUCAUCUUGCAAUUAGCUUUUCCAUGCCAGACGUACUACUUAGAGGUGGGCAACAAAAUGAUCCCUCAUCAAAACCAGGAAAAACAACAAAACCGAACAGUCAUAACCUUCCCUUUUCCAAACCAUUAGGCUAUGGUAAUUUCCCUCCAACAGGAGGCGUCCCCUUCGCGAAUCUCGAGCCUGAUUCGCCGUCUAAAACUCUUGAUUUAGAUGGAAUCAGCGUGUCGUUCGCGACCCUUGAGGAGUUGGAGCUCGGAACCGUGACUACAAUCAACGAGAACGUGUACGGGGGAUCGAUUUACGGAUCCUCGUUGAUUGGUAAAGCGCAGGGGAUGUACGUUGCUAGCUCGGAAGAUGGAAACAGUCAUAUGAUGGCAAUGACCGCAUGUUUCAUAAGGAAUGAAGAUUGCUUGAGAUUUUUCGGGGUGCAUCGGACGGAUGUUAAUCACGAAUCACAUGUUGCAGUUAUUGGCGGUUCAGGGAAAUACCAGAACGCUAACGGAUAUGCAACGAUUAAGACGGUUGAUGUAAGCUCGAGUUAUGCAGAGAAGAAACACAGUAACAACAUGUACAAGUUGUUGUUGUUCAAUGUUUAUCUUGGUUGAUAACAUUUUUAGAGGCUU